Molecule: messenger RNA, 1397 nt
Organism: Gracilinanus agilis (Agile Gracile Mouse Opossum)
Lineage: Eukaryota; Metazoa; Chordata; Mammalia; Didelphimorphia; Didelphidae
Gene: SPP1
Product: secreted phosphoprotein 1
Exons: 7
Coding region: 95-997 (300 amino acids)
Biological process (GO): cell adhesion; ossification; osteoblast differentiation
Molecular function (GO): extracellular matrix binding
Source: RefSeq, a predicted model, not a curated record
GAGGAGAAGAAGGAGCAUCUGGACUUGAACAGGACCUGAACUAUCUUCCUAAUUCCAGCCUUCUGGUCCAAACCCCAGCUCAGAAGACUCCACAAUGAGGACUGCAGUGAUUUGCUUCUGCUUACUUGGCAUUGUCUCCGCAUUGCCUGUGAAACAUCAGAUCAAUUCUGGUAGUUCAGAAGAAAAGCUGCUUUAUAACAAACAUCCAAACCUUGUGGCAACAUGGCUGAAUGCUGAUCCUUCCCAGAAGCAAACAUUAUUGGCCACACAGAAUUCAGUGUCCUCUGAAGAAAGUACAGAAGAUUUGCAACAGACACUCCCAAGUAACUCUAAUGAAAGCCCAGAUGAUACUGAUGAUGUAGAUGAUGAUGAUGAUGAUGGGCAUAAAAGCACUGAUUCUGAUGAUUCCGAUGAAUCUGAUGAAGUAGUUACUGAUUUUCCUACUGAUAUCCCAACAACAUCAAGUUUUCUACCUGAUGGACCAACAAGAGGUGAUAAUAGUGGAAGAGGAGAUAGUGUGGCCUAUGGACUGAGGUCAAAAUUGGGAGCACAUGACAUAUCAUCAGUAGAGACUCAUGAAGUCACAGAAGAGGAUCUUACAUCCCAAAUGGAAAGCUAUGAAUCUGAAAAGGCACACAAGGCAUUCCCUCUCUCACAAAACCUACCUAAGGUUUCAGCCUGGGGCAGUAAUGGUAAAGAGAGUAAUGAAGCCAGCCACCCAGAUGAAUAUAGUGUGGAAACCUACAGUCAUGAGCAAUUUAAAAGCUACCAACUUGAAGAGAGUAACCCUGACAGUGAGCAAGGUGACUCACAUGACAGUCAGGAAAAUGACAAAGUCAGCCAAGAAUUUCGCAAACAAGAAGUCAAUAAGCUCAGUCAAGAAUCUCAGAGCCAAGAAAGCCACCCAGUCAAUGACCCUGAGAGUGUGGAAAAUACGAAAUAUCUGAAGUUGCAUUCUUUUCCUGAAGCUGAUAGUGCAUCUUAUGAAGCCCAUUAAUAGGGGGGAAGAGGAGGAAAAUCUCAACUGUGCUUCUAGAAAGGACAGAAAAAUUAAAGAAUCAAAGUAUGACUGGGGCAGUGGGAAGUGAAUAGCCAAUACUUAUUCCUAAGUUUUCUGGGUAAAUCUGUUUGUAUGUGCAUUUGGAAACAUAAGGAGCUUGAUCUCUAGCUGUAGUUCAGUGGUAACAACAAUGUAAAUGAAAGUUUUCAGUUUUCCUUUCCAUUUCUUAGCUGAAAAGAAUAUCAGUGUUUAUUUUUCUGUUUUGAAGAGAAUAUAUAAAGGCAGGAGUUAUUUUAUGCAUAUAUCAAUGAAACAUCACCUUUAUGAUACUGUAUAUUUUUUAAAUCAAUGUAUAUUUUGUUGUGAUUUUAUUUUAAAUAAAAUGUGAGAAAAAAAU